AUGGCCGCCGCAACCGAAGAGCCAAUGCCCAGUGAGCCCUCACGGAUCUUUCCGCAGACCAAGAAUGCGGACUUUCAACGUCAAUUCUCUUUAGCCGCCGAUCAGCGGAUCAAGAAUCCACUCGGCAGCAAGAUGAAGUUCUCCGAAGGUGUACUGUUCAUGAUGAAUUCUUUGACAGGGCUCUCUUUGCUGACCUUGCCCUAUGGCUUUGCGCAAGCAGGGCUCCUCCUGGGUGCUCUCAUCAUCAUGGGCUGCAUGAUCAUCUCGUUUAUCACUGCCACCUUCAUGUGUGAGGCCUUGACCAUCGCCAAUGCGUUGGAGUACGAAGCGGCGGAGAAGCAAGUGCUGGAACACCAGGCGCCGGAAGUUCGACAAGCUCUCCGCGACGCCAUCGACGAGGUGGCACGUGGUGAUGAGAGCAACUCCAUGAGAAAGAAGCUGCUGGACUUCAAUGCCGUAGACUUCCGGCCCUUCCGGGGCCAGACCUUGGAGGUCUUUCAAGCUGAGAACCGUGUGAAGAAUCCGGAUCGUGAGUUCAAGAUCUGCGAGCGCGUGGAGCUGGGAGCCGUGGGGGAGCGGGUGCUCAAGAAAGGAUCGGAUAAGGUCAUUGCUGCCACGAUUUAUGUGAUGAUCCUAAGCUUUACCUAUGGCACGGUUUCUGCCUUGGUGGUCACCGUGAAUCAAUCACUGGCUCAUACACUUCUGGGUGCUUGGCGGCUCAUAGGCUAUGGUGAGCUGAACGCGAAUGAGGUCUACACCUGCUGUGUGAUCGUGGUGUUCUUCAUCACCCUUCCCUUGUGUUUCAAGAAUUUGCAGAAUACCAAGGCCUUCACCGUCGUAAUCAUGUGGUGCCGUUUCCUGGCCAUUGCCAUUCUGCUGCUGGUGGGCAUUUACAAGUGCAUCGAACGACUGGAACGGGAGAGUCUGGGGAGCAUACUGCAGGACGUGCCACUCUGGAAGCCCAGUGGUUUCGUUGCAGUCUUUGGAAACUCGGUCUUUCUCUGUGGCAUUCACCACUAUCUUCCAAGUAUGAUUUCACCACUCAAGGAGCAAACACAGGCUCCCAAGGUGAUAAUCACCGCCUUUUCGUCAUGUUAUCUCCUCAUCGUUUCAAUUUGCGCCACAGCCCUGGUGGCAUGGGGUGAAGAAACCUGGAGCAAGUGCUCUUCGAGGCCUGGGGGGCACUAUUGCCAGAUCCAGCCGUUGUACAACCUCAACUUUGCUCCCUUGAGCCUCGCGGGGGGCUCAGUGGCUUUGUUCUUGCUGGCUUACCCGGCCAUGGCCAUUGCCAGCAUUCCCAUCGCAGCCAUCACCACACGGAAUACCAUGGGUCAAUGGCUUCAGGUGAAACCGCCGGAUCCGGAGGCGGGCGUGUCGCUGUGCUCCAAGACGGGCUGUCUCACGCUGGCGGUCUUGGUGCCACCCUUCACGGUGGCUCUAAUCACCACCGAUGUGCAAGCGGUGAUCCAGUACGUGGGCGGCUAUGCAGGUCUCUCCGUCUCCUUCCUUUGCCCGAUGAUUCUGCUGAUCCGAUGUCGACAGAUCUUGCACCUCGAGAAGGUCAAUGAUUCCACGAAGCGGCCUUUGAAGUCGCGCUUCGCCAAUACCGCUGGCUAUACAGUAGUCACAAUGCUUUACCUUUUUGCACUCUAUAUGGUGACAAAGAGGCUCUUCUUCUCGAACUGA
Messenger RNA from Durusdinium trenchii, 1686 nucleotides. The record is from the annotation of a GenBank genome assembly. NCBI's taxonomy places the organism in Eukaryota, Dinophyceae, Suessiales, Symbiodiniaceae.